Molecule: messenger RNA, 2224 nt
Organism: Callorhinus ursinus (northern fur seal)
Lineage: Eukaryota; Metazoa; Chordata; Mammalia; Carnivora; Otariidae
Gene: SELENOV
Product: selenoprotein V
Cellular component (GO): cytosol
Source: RefSeq, a predicted model, not a curated record
AAGGCAGAUGCUUAACGACUGAGCCACCCACGCGCCCCUGGACCAGGGCUUUCCUGAUUAGGGCUCUGACCUCGGAGUCAAUCAGCCCAGGAAUAUGCACACAGCAGGUAUUCAAGAAAUAUAUACUGAACGGAUGAAUGUUUAGUGACAGUGAGGAGAACACUGGAGCAAUCUCUGUGUUCCUUACCCUGGAGGUGGGGUUUAGGGAUGGGAAUUUUUAGGUGAGAUCUAGAGGUCCCUGCCGCCUGGUCCCCUGGCCCGGAGCAAUAGAACCUGCGCACCGGGUGGAACACGAUGUCACAGUGCCCCCUUGUGGUCGUCUCCCAUUUUAGAACCCUGGUGUGAGUGAGGCUCUCCCCGCUGAAGGAAGGAGGACGGGGCGGGAUCCCCCCGGCGGGAUCCCCCCCACCCCCCUACCCCUCCCACCCCCCGUUACCCCGGGGGGGCCCCCUGCGCCCACCAUGAACAACCAGGCUAGGGCCCCAACCCCUUCCCCGGCCCAGAUGUCGACCUCGGUCCGGGCUUCGACCCCAGUCAGGACCUCGACUUCAGCCCGGACCCCAAAACCCAUCCAGAUCCUGACCCCCGCUCGGAACCUGACUCCCGUCCCCACCCGGGCCUGGACCCCGACUCCCGUCCAGGCCCCGGGCUCGGCCUGGACCCCCACUCCGGUCCAGAUCCUGGCCUCGGCCUGGACGCCGGCUCCCGUCCAGACCCCGGCCCGAACCCUGGCUCCCGUCCCGACCCUGGUCCGGACCCCGACUCGCAUCCAGACUCUGACCUCUGCCCGGACCCCGACUCCUGGCCAGACCCGGGCCUCAGCUCGGACCCCCACUCCCGUUCAGACCCCGGCCUCGGCCUGGACCCGCACUCCCGUCCAGACCCUGGCCCGAACCCCGGCUCCCGUCCUGACCCUGGCCCGGACCCCGACUCCCAUCCGGACCCCGACUCCCGUCCAGACCCAGGCCUUGGCCUGGACCCCGAAUCCUAGCCAGACACUGGCCCGGACCCCGAAUCCAGUCCAGAUGCUGACCCCGGCCCGAACCCCGACACCCAUUCCGACCCCGACCUCCGCCCGGAGCCUCACUCCCGUCCAGACCCCGGCCUCGGCCUGGAUCCCCACUCCCGUCCAGACCCCAACCCCGGUCUGGACCCGGACUCCGACCCGGAUCCGGACCCCGACUCCUGCACAGAUGCCGACCCGGGUCCGGACUCCUAUUCCGGCCCGGAUGCCUACUCCAAUCUGGACCCCGCCUCCUGCCCCGGCCCCGGCCCCGGCCCCAACUCCAGUUCCAUCCCCGGUCGGGAUCGAGAUCACGGCCGCGGUCCCUGCCUCGGAAUCCUUCCCAGACUCGGUCCUGCCUUUGGAUCCGCACCGAGAAUCCGCUUUGGAGGAGCCCGCUUUGUCUCCCGACAAGGAUCUUUCACCCAAGCCGAGUGUGAAGCACUUCCCAUCCGUUGCCAGUGGAUUCGGGUCCAAGCGAGAGUCCAUUCUUGUCCACACUCCAUCGGCCACUGAUUUCCUGGGGCUCACCCUUGGCUCCACGUCGAAGGCAGACUCCUCGGCUACGAAGUUGACAGAUCCCACUCCCGAGUUUGUUCGGGUGCCCGUCCCGGGUCCUGACGCGUUUGCCGCCACCUUACCCGAGUCUACCAACACUUUCGCUCCCACCAUUGAGAGCUUCCCGAUGGACAGCAAGAUCGUGAUUCGAGUGAUCUACUGCGGCCUCUGAAGCUAUGGCCUUCGGUUCAUUCUACUGAGAAAGAGUCUGGAGCAGCAAUUUCCAAAUCGACUUCUCUUUCAGGAGGAAAGAGCUGCCCAGGCUACAGGGGAGUUUGAAGUGUUUGUGGAUGGGAAACUGGUCCAUUCAAAGAAGAAAGGUGAUGGCUUUGUGGAUGAGGCCAGGCUGCAGAAAAUUAUGAGCAUUAUCGAGGAGGAGAUCAGCAAAAGGUAGCAGGCAACUGGCUGGAGAUUGGCAAAAUCCAGACAUUUGAUGGCUUACUGUGCCUGUGAGGCUGUAAGGAAAUGUCCUUCGGUUGCUGGCGGAAGUGGAAUGUGGUACAACACGAUGGAAGGCAACUCUGCAGCAUCUGGAACAUUUCAAAUGAGUACCUUUGGCCCAGAAUUCUCAAUUCUGUAAAUUCACACUAUGGCUAUAAUAUAUAACAAAGAAUCUAAGUUGCUAAUUAUAAGAUGCCCUAUUAUUUUAUAAAAGUUAAGGAA